Molecule: messenger RNA, 1748 nt
Organism: Centropristis striata (black sea bass)
Lineage: Eukaryota; Metazoa; Chordata; Actinopteri; Perciformes; Serranidae
Gene: tmem60
Product: transmembrane protein 60
Exons: 2
Coding region: 304-708 (134 amino acids)
Source: RefSeq, a predicted model, not a curated record
UAUUUUGUAAAGACUGACCGGAAACUUUGAGCUGGUAACUGCUGGCGGAGCUGAAAGAAGCUAAAAGCUAAGAGCUAACUACACUGUACUCCUCGCUGUUAUUGAGCUGCUUUCAGGUUAAAACUAACACGUUUUUUUAAAGUGCUGACAUUUUUGCCGGUGGUAAAGAGUCAGUCCUUCAAUGAGAUUGGCUCUCCUGUUGAACUUGAUCAGUGUGUGUGUGUGUGUGUGUGUGUCACCUUGGCUGCAGUCCUCAGUCUCUCUGGGCGUGGGUGAUACUGGCUCUGUGCCAGUCCUCUGUAGAUGAAGAUGUCCCUGGCCCAGCGAGUGCUCCUCUCCUGGAUCUUUGCCCUGAUCUUUCUCAUCAUGCUGGUCCUCAAGCUAGACUCUAAGAUCCACUGGAACUGGUUUCUCAUCUUCCUUCCUGUCUGGACCUUUGACACCAUCCUCAUCCUCAUGCUGAUAGUGAAGAUGGCAGGGCGCUGCAAGCCGGACUUUGACCCCAGGGAUGGGGAGCAGAGCCUGAAGAGGAGGCUGUGGUACCUGACAGCUCUGCUGCUGAAGCUGGCCUUCUGUCUGACACUGUGCUCCCGCCUGGAGAGGCUCACCGAAAUGUGGGUCAGUGUGGUGUGUGUCCCGCUGUGGGUGCUGCUGGGUGGGGCACUGGUGGAGCUGGGACACAGUGUUUUCCACUACAGGAGGGAAUGAAACGGAGGACUCUGCAGUAAACACAGAGGACAAAAACUUUUUCUCUCGCUUGGGAUGCACCAAUCUGAACCACUGGAUUGGUAUCAGGGCAGAUACUGACCUAAUUAGGUCGAUCAUGUAACAGUCAGACAUGACAGAUCCACAUAAAUACAGUUUCAUCAUCAAUGUCUAUAAAAUUCAGUGUCUGCUAUAAGUUACAUUUAAAUCACAGCAGAUUGCAGACUUAAUGACAUGCUGUACGGAUCCCAGUGAGUUCUGCAUUGUGUGGUUUAAAAGAAAGUGUACUUGUAUUUGAUUGGGAAUCGAUAUGCAAUAUUCAGAAAGAAGUCAGAAAUCUUUCCACAGUAAGAGCUUAUUUGGGGUCAUUCUUUGACAGCAUUAGAUCUUUGUUCAAAAGGAAGAAUUAAGGUACACCAGUCUUCAGUUUGGCAUCUUUAGAAUAAAUCCAGCCUUCACAUUGUUUGAGCAUUCACAUCGCUGCCUUCUGGCUCAUCUUUAGGCUGCAGAAUUUAAUGAAAUGGUUAAAGGGUAAUAAGAGUUUUUAUUUUUAUUGUUAAACCUGCUCACGUUCUGCCAUUGUGAUCCAAAAUCAGUUACUUGCUACACUAAAUGUGAGACUUUAAGUCACUAUUUACGGAGAGACCGCACAUAUGUACACACAAAUGCAGUAAUUUCUGAUGUGGGAUCCUUGUGACACUGAAUUUGUGUUGACCGAAUGAAAUGAUGCAACCUGCAGUAGCAUGCACUGUGUGCAACUGAGCCAUAUUAUACCUGUUUGUGAAAUCACUGUUUAAUCGUAUAUCACUAUCUGACCAUUUCUGCAAAGCAGUUAUGUGACGAUACACACAUGAUGUAUUACAAUUAUUUCAGUCCUCAUCCAAGAAUGUCUCUCUCACAAUUUGAAUGUAAAUUCUUUACUUUCUCCAACUAUAUACACCAACUAUUGUGGCACCAAAGUUCAUGGCAAUCAAUCCACUAGUUUUGAGUGUUGGACCAACAUCAUCUAGAUCCAAGCCAAUUAAAGCAAGUUUUUAACUGGU